Molecule: messenger RNA, 411 nt
Organism: Perkinsus marinus ATCC 50983
Lineage: Eukaryota; Perkinsozoa; Perkinsida; Perkinsidae
Exons: 5
Coding region: 1-411 (136 amino acids)
Source: RefSeq, a predicted model, not a curated record
AUGCGAGUAGCAGAUUCUGAUGGCAACUAUCAUACCACUGGGGGUUCAUGGCCAGAUCUCACUGCUGAGAUACCCUCAGGCGACCUGUUGCCAAGUCGCUCACUACCCACUGAUCCGAUCGAGGAUGAAGCGUCACUCAUCGAAGAUUCAGUAGUGGACAUUCGCCCUACACUCUGUUGUUGUGCUGUGUGCCAUGAAGAUGUGAAAGGCCUGGCCACGGUAUGCAACGUGUGCGAACACGGUGGACAUGUGGCACAUAUUUCGAGUUGGUUCGAUCGGCCCGGCAAGAGCUGUCCGUUGACCAUAUGCACAUUUUCCCACAACGGCGACUUUCUCAAGUCGUGUUUCAUCCCUGCCAUGAAAGCUAGCAUCCAGAGAGCAUUCGACCACGAAAUCGAUCAUGAUAUCUAA